Notolabrus celidotus (New Zealand spotty) is the source of this 1027-nucleotide messenger RNA. It is a transcript of the gene spx, whose product is annotated as spexin hormone. Lineage: Eukaryota; Metazoa; Chordata; Actinopteri; Labriformes; Labridae. Gene Ontology annotation, molecular function: neuropeptide hormone activity. Bases 542 to 904 code for a protein of 120 amino acids. The record is from RefSeq and is a predicted model, not a curated record. The transcript is spliced from 6 exons.
UCAGUGUAUCUCCCUCCCUCUGAGUCUGCAGGCAGCUCUGUUAGUUAAUAAUAUUCCUGUUGUUCCAUUCAUUAUCUGCAGUGGCUUUUUGAUUCAUAAAACCCAGCUCUCAUCCCUCCGCGUUCUGCUCCAGUGAGCCCGGUGCAAACAUAUCAAUAACACCUCAGAGGGGGAGAUAUCACCGCUCACAUCCAGAGUGACAUCACCCUCAGCCGAACCACAUUUCAUAUCCACGACCUGCAAAAAGACUCAUAAAAGUCCACCGGGGAGCAGAAAGUGCUUACAGUAGCUGUUUUAAUUCAGACAUAUUUACAGUACACUCUGCUGCUCAAUGAACGAAGCCGUAUUGAUCGGUGACUCCGUUCAUUCACUUUUUUAACUCGCCUCCGAUUCAUCAAAUUGGCGUGACCUAUCGCUGCAGGAGCGGGCGAUCCGAGGAUCCCCGCCCCGAUGAUAUAAAUUCAAGAGGAGGGAUCACAGACCUGAAUCUUCUCCUCUCAUCCUCUCUGCAGGACACCAGGAUCAGAGCAUCUCUGACACCAUGAAGGGUUUAAGGACGAUCACACUUGCUUAUGUACUCACCCUUUUACUGCUGGCAUCGUUCAUCUCACAGUCGUGGAGCGCGCCAAAGGGUUCUUUCCAGCGGAGAAACUGGACCCCGCAGGCGAUGCUGUAUCUGAAGGGCACUCAGGGACGCAGGUUCAUCUCAGAGGACCGAAAAGAAGGAGACGUCUAUGACACAUUACACCUAGAGACCCGCAGUCAGAACACGGAGAAGCUGAGUGUGGACCAAGCUGCCACUGUCCUGCUCAACUUCCUGCAGCAGACCAAAGAGGGAGCUGAUGAAAACCCAGAUGACAUGUAUUUCCAGGAGCUGCCGGUGUGGAAGAGAGAGUAUUUCUGAUCGUCUUUCAUGUGUCGGUGAAGCUGUCGGAGGCUUAGUGUGAGGAUCAGAUGGCUGUUUUUGUAAAUAUUGAUCUCUUAUAAGUUUAAAAUGUGAUGUUUUAAUAAAAAGAGUUUGAAUUCA